This is a messenger RNA of Cyphellophora attinorum, 939 nucleotides long. RefSeq lists its product as uncharacterized. Lineage: Eukaryota; Fungi; Ascomycota; Eurotiomycetes; Chaetothyriales; Cyphellophoraceae. Bases 1 to 939 code for a protein of 312 amino acids. The transcript has a single exon. The record is from RefSeq and is a predicted model, not a curated record. Gene Ontology annotation, molecular function: oxidoreductase activity.
AUGCGAGCAAUCCAAUCCACAACCUGGGGCACCCCACCCACCUUCACCCCCUCCGCCCCUGACCUGCCCCCUCCAACAUCCUCCCAAAUCCGCCUCAAAGUCCUCGCCAGCGGCCUCCAUCGCCUCGUCCGCGCCCAAGCCCUCGGCAACCACUACUCCGCCAAAUCCGCCGGCCUGCCCUACACGCCCGGCCAGCGACGGCGUCGCCUCGACGAGUCCACCGGGAAGCGUUACUAUUUCGUUAGCAUCGCCACUGGAGGAGGUUUCGCCGAGUAUGUUAAUGUGGCGAAGGCGACGCUGGUGGAGUUGAGUGAGGGUGCGGAUGCGGUGCAGGUUGCCGGGUUGGUGAAUCCUGGGAUGGGUGGGUGGAUGGCGUUGACGAGGAGGACGAAGGGGGUUGUUGGGGAGGGUGGGAAGAAGGGCUGGACGGUUGUGAUACUGGGGGUGACGAGUCAGAGUGGGAAGGUCGCGGUGCAUUUUGCACGGCAAUUGGGGGCGGGGAGGGUUAUUGGGGUGGCGAGGGGGCAUAUGGACGGGCUUGGUUUGGACGAACAGAUCGUGCUUGAUGGGAAGGAGCCGGCGAAGACUGAGUGGAGCAAGAUGGGUGAUCAGGUGGAUGUCAUAUUGGACUAUCUUUACGGAGACGCCGCGAUAGCGUGUCUGAAUGCGCUGGAGAGUAAGGUGCCGACGCAGUUUGUGCAGAUUGGGAGUAUGGCGGGCAAUGACGCGAGUUGGCCGGCGGCGGUGUUCAGGUCGAAGGAUAUCACGAUCAGGGGAUCAGGACCGGGUGCGUGGGCCAUGCAGGAAUUUGGGGCGGAAGCGGGAGGGCUGGUCAGGGCGGUGGAGGGGCUGGAGAAGCAGGCACUGACAGUGAGGAAGUUGGAGGAGGUAGACCAGGCCUGGGGAAACGAAAAAGAAAGGACGGUCUUCGUGCCCUGA